GACAGACCUUUUGUUUGUCAUGUGUGCAGUAAGAGAUUUACACAGAAAGCUCAUCUAAUCAUUCACAAAAGAAUCCAUACUGGUGAAAAGCCAUACUCCUGUCACAUCUGUCACAAGAGGUUUGCACAAUCGUCCCAUCUUACUGUUCACAAGCGUGUUCAUACGGGCGAGAAGCCCUUUUUCUGUAAUUUUUGCGGGAUGGGUUUCUGCCGAAGGCCUCGCCUAGAGGCUCAUAUACUGCAGCAUGUAGUGAAAGAG
Lymnaea stagnalis (great pond snail) is the source of this 258-nucleotide messenger RNA. Lineage: Eukaryota; Metazoa; Mollusca; Gastropoda; Lymnaeidae. The record is from the annotation of a GenBank genome assembly.